This is a messenger RNA of Phanerochaete carnosa HHB-10118-sp, 2658 nucleotides long. RefSeq lists its product as uncharacterized. The transcript has 11 exons. The coding region runs from base 542 to 2146 and encodes 534 amino acids. Gene Ontology annotation, cellular component: ESC/E(Z) complex. Gene Ontology annotation, biological process: negative regulation of transcription by RNA polymerase II. Lineage: Eukaryota; Fungi; Basidiomycota; Agaricomycetes; Polyporales; Phanerochaetaceae. The record is from RefSeq and is a predicted model, not a curated record. Gene Ontology annotation, molecular function: nucleosome binding; protein binding.
GUUGUGCGGGCCUAGAUGCACACACACCACGGAUGCCGGCCAGGAAACCUGCUGCACAACCUCCAGCAACACCAUUCAACGCGUCAUCUUUUUGUCUAUAGUUUCCAACGACGGACUCAGUGAAGGCGAAGGUCGCGCCCAUUGCGGCAAAGACACCAAUUGUGCCCCCCGAUCGCGUGAAGAAGCCAGCAGCACCUUUAUUGUGGGUGCCGAGAGCGUUCUGUAUUGCACUGACGAGGGCACCGAUGCCGGCGCCCUGGAGGCCAACAGCCGCGGCGUAGCGCAGUGAAGGCCGGGGCUCGUAUGUUAUGUCUGGCUGUACCGAAGUUUCGCUGUGCGACUGAGGGGCUUCAGCCAUGGCGGUGAGUGUAGUGUGGGCGGCGUUCGCGAGUCGGCCGGAAGCGCGGACACUCGGGUUCUCGAUUUGGACAUGAAGUUCACGCGUUCACGCUACGUCUCUCUUAUUUUCCCUUCUGCACCUUCGCGGCCCGUCAGGGCUUCGUCUACACUAUAGUCGCGUUUACGCCCUUACAGCUUGCGCAUGGACAUGCAGGCCAGUCCAUGGUACAGGGAUACAGCCAACACAACGCCAUUUGUGCUCUCCAAGUUCGCCUGUUCAAAGGAUGCACCAUCAUUUAGCGUGUGUGCGACCUUUCCGUGGCACACGCGGUCGUUAGACAGCGACUUAUCUCUCGGUCGGCUGCGCGAGGAAAAGCAAGACGAGUGGCAAGAAAUGGUCCGAACUUGGGGCGGCAGCAUCCUGAUAGGCAGCCACGGUUGCGCCUAUAUCAUGCAUAAGCAAGGGACUCUCGGCUAUGUGAAAGUGCCUCGGCCAGGCUUCAAAGAGCCAGAUUCUACGGUACGUGCGGUCGGCUGGGCCUUGUUGCCCACAGCUGUAGUAGAACCUCUAGCGGUCAUCGCCGCAUCUAGGUCGAUUUUUAUUGUCAGCUUAAAGUCGUUGGCUAUUGUUGGCAAGCUCAAGGGACAUGGUGAUGAAAUACUGUCUAUUGCGGUUCACCCACGGCGGCCAUACAUGUUCUUGACAACCUCGAGGGACCAGACCUCAAGGCUCUACGACCUGUCGUACAAGCCACGACAGAUCCCCAACAAUCCACACUGGUUACCAGCCAAGCGACCAAGCUUUGCAGGAACGGCUUUCGGGAUGCAUUCGUCUGAACCAGAAGGUGAAGGUAUUGGACGUUGUGUUGGGGUGCUAGUAGGCGGUCGCGCGGGCGGACAUGACGGCGCCGUGUUCCAUGCAGCAUGGCAUCCUUGUGCAGAUGUAAUAGCCACGUGCAGUAUGGAUCGUACAGUGAAGAUUUGGCGGAUACCCCAGGUUGAUUACGUGAAAGUCAAAGAGGAUGAAGAAUUUCUUGCGAGGGAAGACAAGCCGCUUUUCAGUACCAAUUUGCUGCACAAGUCCAGAGUUCUCGGUAUAGCUUGGAUAAAUAGCGAUACCCUCAUAUCAUACGCCGCACCUUCUCUCAUGCGAGGUGAGCGUGCGAGCGAGAUGUACGAAGCACCAGGCGAGGUGGCUGUUUGGCAGUGGCUUGGAUACUCGCGCUUUCUCAAAAAGGGGCAAGUCCGACCAAUAAUGAGAGGUUCCGUAAUGGACUAUCAAAACAGUGAAUCCUUCAGAGUCCACGCUGUAUAUGCACUGCCUGUGCACUGCCCCAAAGUACACUUCUAUGUCUCACCCCACCUAAACCACGAUCCCAUGAUGCUAGUCCCUGACGGCAAAAUCAUCCGGGUGUUCAACAUCUCGCAUUUCAAACCGAAGACGCCUCCUAAUUUCCCUCUCGCUCGCCCUAUGAAGGCUACCCAUCCCAACGCAGGAGACAGUAAUACUUCGCAGCUCGCAGCGACGAUGUUACAGGUGUUGAACGUCGAAGACCAGGCCGACGGCGGCGACCCGGAUGAAGAUGACGGAGACGAUCCGCCAGCCGUGUACCCCAUACCGAAGCCAGUGAAGAAGCUCUUCAACGAGGUGCCCACGUGGAUUGUUAAUGGUGAGCUAGCGAGCGAGGUCCACUCUGCUUUGCCAGUCAUCGAAGUAUGUGAAUUAGCAUGGGGUGGACAGGCAAUUGUUGGUGUCGGGAAGAAUGGAACGGUCUGGCUGUGGUAUCUGCGAGACCGGCGUCCCUGACCCUUAAAUGUCUAAACCCGUACCGUACCGUUACAUAUGCGAUCCUUCCGAGGGGCUCAACAGCAGCGUGGUAUGUUCCCAGUCUCAAAUCGUCCUAUUCUUCGAGUGAUGCUACGACUAAAGAAUGUAGAAUGUAAUACGAACUCAGUCCGUAGCCUGAACGGCAAGGAUAUCAAAUCCUUCUCUGCAAGAGUGUCCAUCUCACACACAACCACGUAUUAACAGCCGCCGUCCCCCUCUGCCAUAUGCAUAGACAGCUGGUUAGUCAUCGGAAGAUGGUCCGACUGCAGACGGUGGACAACACACCUUAGUAGUACUCGAUGAAACCAUCAAUUUGAGCGUGUUGCAAUUUCAGAGGUUGUUGUCGCGCUUCGUGCUCUGGCUGGGGUCAUAGAGCUCGAUGGUGCCCUGCGGCGACUUCGUGGCGACUUCCACAGGGAUGCUGCUCGUGUCACGCUUCGUGCUCUGGCUGGGGUCAUAGAGCUCGAUGGUGCCCUGCGGCGACUUCGUGG